CGAUUCAUAUAUGAAUUAUAUUUUCUUUCUUUGUUUCCUGAUUGAUUCGACGACGUCCGUACGUAGAAAUUAAUUAACUAAGAUAAGAUCGAUGAGCUGCAACGGUUGUCGUGUCCUACGAAAAGGUUGCAGCGGGGAGGAGUGCUUGCUGAGGAAUUGCCUUCAAUGGAUAGACAACCCACAAGCUCAAGGUCACGCAACUCUGUUUGUGGCCAAGUUCUUUGGUCGUGCCACUCUCAUGUCUUUUCUUUCCUCCGUACCCACCAACCAAACACCUGGUUUGUUCCGGUCUCUUCUGUAUGAAGCAGUGGGACGUGUGGUGAAUCCUGUUACCGGAGCAGUGGGGCUACUCUGGACUGGUAACUGGCACCUCUGUCAGUUGGGGGUUGACCAAGUUCUUCGAUCUGGUGCUGCUGCUGCUGCUGCUUUCACUCCUCCUCCUCAGCUGCCAUCACUUGAAGCUGCUGCAACUAGCUCGUGUCACCAACAACCGCCGCAAAUACCUUCCCACCAAUCCACCUUCCCUGCAACGUCUACCAACCCCUUUACACUAUUCUUCUGAACCACUAAUAUGAUUUGAUCAGAACCGGUGCACGGGAGAAGAAGAUUAAUUCAGGAGAUAUAAAUGUAUAAAAGUUGUAAUUACUUAAUUGUACAUGUUCUAUAUGUACUGUGAACCUUUCUCAUAUACUCAGUUCGUAAUUAGUAACAAUCGUUUAUUCACCUUA
Lotus japonicus is the source of this 728-nucleotide messenger RNA. RefSeq names its product LOB domain-containing protein 38-like. Gene Ontology annotation, biological process: regulation of gene expression. The record is from RefSeq and is a predicted model, not a curated record. Lineage: Eukaryota; Viridiplantae; Streptophyta; Magnoliopsida; Fabales; Fabaceae. The coding region runs from base 92 to 562 and encodes 156 amino acids. The transcript has 2 exons.